GGUCGUCUGAAGCCUGGCAGGAUGUUGCUUGUAGACACACAUCAGAAAGUGUUUAUGAAGGAUGAGGUUCUCAAGACGCAGAUUGCAACCCUCCGGCCCAACCAGAAAUGGCUGACUGAAGAGACAAUGUCCCUGAGUGAGCUCCACCGAGCACAUGUUCCCAAUGGGGACGUGAAGCAGCUCCGACCAGAGGUGGAGGAGUACAGUCAAGGAGGGUUCCUGGAGAAGGACAGACGCCUUUCCCUGUAUGGUUACACCGUGGAGGCCAUCAACUUACUGGUACUACCCAUGGUCAAGGACAAGAAGGAAGCGCUGGGCUCUAUGGGAAAUGAUGCUCCACUGGCGUGUCUGUCCCAAUACAACCCUCUGAUCUUUGACUACUUCAAACAACUGUUUGCCCAGGUCACCAACCCACCCAUAGACCCCUUUAGGGAGAAAAUUGUCAUGUCUCUGGAAUGCCCCAUAGGACCCGAGGCUAACAUCCUGGACCCGUCAUCGGAGCAAUGUAAACGACUCUGGCUAGACCAGCCCAUACUGUCCCUACAGGAUAUGGAGGUGCUCAAAUAUACCACCCACAAGGGAUGGAAG
Messenger RNA from Mizuhopecten yessoensis (Yesso scallop), 588 nucleotides. Its product is annotated as glutamate synthase 1 [NADH], chloroplastic-like. NCBI's taxonomy places the organism in Eukaryota, Metazoa, Mollusca, Bivalvia, Pectinida, Pectinidae. The record is from RefSeq and is a predicted model, not a curated record. The annotation marks the transcript as partial. Gene Ontology annotation, molecular function: glutamate synthase activity. The transcript is spliced from 4 exons.